AAAUAGUAAUGUCUAUAUCUGACACUGUCAUUGUAAUUUGCAAGUUGAAAGAAAUACAAAAUUGAAAAAAAUAUAAACCAUGUAAAAUCUUCACGUUAAAAAAUGAUAAUAAAGUUAAAUUAAUGUGAAUGUUGUUAUAUUAAUUGUUUAUCAAGUCCCAAAAUUCUAGCGUUUUGCAACAAAAACCUUACCCAUGAAAUCUAAAGUACAAAAAGAAGUAAACAAAAUGUUACCACAAGCGAAAUCAUACACUAGUAUUUAUGAAAUAUUUGGAUCGUCACCAUUUAGUAAUGUGCUAUAUAAAAGUCCAAAAAAAAGUGAUAAAGACCGUUAUACUUGUACAACAAAUUGUGGAGAUAGUGAAAAUAAAACUGAUAUCAAAGAAUCAACAAAUGUCAAUCAUGCUAAAUAUGUAACCAGUGAAAAUUAUCACCAUCUGAAUAAAGACGUCAGUUAUAAAUCCGUAGUGCGAUCAAGCAGUACCAUAUUCUAUGAUCUUGAUGACAUCGCAAAAAGGCAUUCGUUUCAUUGUCUUACUGAACUGAGUAUAUCAAAUGCAAAUCUACUGAAGGUUUUAAAGAUACCAGCCACCACAAAUGUUUUUGGUGGAAGAUCAGAAGCUGUAGUACAAGAAUGUGCAACGCAAAUUCAGCCUAAACGCUUGGCACGUGAUAGCAUUGAGAUUAAUGCUAAAAAAGCCAAGAGGAAAUUUUAUCGUGAUUUGAUACUUUCAUCUGAAAUAUUUUUAAGGGAUGAAGAAUACACUAAUGAUUACAACAAAAACCAUCAUUAUGACAAAAAUAUAAGUGACAAGCAACAAAAGUUUUGGUCAUAUGCAAAGUAUAGAACAGAAUACACAAAUCCAGUGAGUGAAGUAAAGAAGCAUAGAAAAAAGGAAAAAGAGAAACAAACCGAAGACCCGUGUCCAUGUCAGUUAUUUUCUUACGUAUGCCCAUGCACUGACAAAAAAUCCCUCACCAAAUUAGCUAAAAGUAGUAAAUCUAUUACAGUUAUUGACCAAGUUACCAGUACCACAAAAUUUUUUGAAGAUGAAACCAGAGAUAUGAAGAAAAAGGCAACAAAGAGACAGAAAUGUCAUAAGUUUAAAGAAGAAAAACUUACUGGUAUAAGUCCAAUCGAAACGGUCGAAAGUAUGGUUUACAAAAAUAAAUCUAUAACUGAUCACGAUGCACCGAAAUUACAUGAUGUGUUAGACAGAGACCAAUGCAGUGUUAAAAGUAAACCAAAGUAUCACAGAAAAUCACGAAAAAUAAUAUGCCCAAAUUGUAAAGAAAAGGUGGAAAUAAUAAGCACUACCGAAGAAGAGGAAAAUCUGAAAUGCGAUUCCUCGACAUAUGGUAGCAAAGAAAUAUCGCCAACUACAGCAUACGCAUGUAGAGCUCCACUGUCCAAAAACCAUAAAGGAAAAAUUGAGAAUGACGGCGACAUUUGCUUUCACGAACCUCGUUGUGAGAUGGUGCCGGUGUGCCAAAUACUACCAUGUGAUGACAAUUAUUUGAACUCUAAAAGUAAUAAAUCGCAAACAAGUCCAAAACAAAAUACACGCGUUAUUCGAAUUACUAAAGCGUGCAGGCAUCAUCCACCGUGUACAGUCGUACCAUCAUGUCAAAGAGCAAACGUUCUCAAAAACAAUUGUGAAUAUAUUCCUCCAUGCUUACAUCGGCCUCGUUGCGUUAAUCUACCUCUUUGUGUUCCAUUUUCUAAAAGCAUGCAUUAUGAGGAAGUGAACAAGCAUGUUGAUGAGAACGAAAAUUCAGAAUGUCCACACGUUCCGAGAUGUAAAUACAUUCCACUGUGUCAACAUGAUUCAUUGGUAAAUAAUGUUAACCAUCAAAUCCAUAUGAUACCGCAGAUGCAACACGCUUGUGAAUUUAUGAAUGGAUACCAAACACCAGCUUUUCUAAUUACUCCACAAACGAAUUGCAUGCCAAAUUCUUAUUCUCCUUGUCAGGUUUCGUCUCCAAAUACUUGUUCGUAUAAACCAUCGAAAUCAUGUCAAUAUGACUGCACCGAUAAUAAAUGCUACACGUUUAAUGUUCCGAAAGCUAGCAACAGCAACGAGAUGGUCGUAUUCAUAAGGGAUGUCGGCUGCCAAUUCCGCAACAAGAAUUAUUCGCCCAAAGAAUCAGUUAUGCAGUCCAAAGUUUCCAGCGAGUCAAUAGAUUUUGUUGAUGUAAAAAUAGACAAAUAUUAUACUGACGUCCAUACAUUACGUUAUGAAGAUAAGUUCACCAAUCCAAUAUCAGGAGGUGAAGUUUCUUUGUCAUCGGGAUCGCUUAGUACUUCCAUAGAAAAUAAUACUAAUUCUCCCUCGCAUGAGCAACGUGCUACCCGAAAUUCCCCACGUUCUAGACAAACAGGGUUUAGUCCGGAGGCAGCAUAUGUAACUGCAUUCAAUAUAUAUGGUGAACCUACUGCGACUGCAGCGCACAUUAGCCCCAACAGCCUCAAAGAAUUGAGCAAGUGUGACGCUCGAAUGUGUCGCGAUUGCCUCAAUCCGUCGAACGUUAAAUCUCGCAAAAGUUUACUAAAUCAUAAAUAUAAGAAAAUGUUCAACAGAAGGAAGAAAUGUAGAUCAUCUAGACAUGUCAAUUUAAAUCGCUCGAAACAAAUUAUAUAUCUUAAAACCAUUGAGAAAAAUAAUUACGUGUAAUAGCGUACUUAUAUUUUAUGGUGUUUUGUUUUUAUUUAUCUCUGAAAUUGUAUUAUGCGCUGAAGAAUUUUUAAUCAAUCGUUA
Manduca sexta (tobacco hornworm) is the source of this 2758-nucleotide messenger RNA. RefSeq lists its product as uncharacterized. The transcript has a single exon. Lineage: Eukaryota; Metazoa; Arthropoda; Insecta; Lepidoptera; Sphingidae. Bases 194 to 2674 code for a protein of 826 amino acids. The record is from RefSeq and is a predicted model, not a curated record.